This is a messenger RNA of Rotaria sp. Silwood1, 2046 nucleotides long. The record is from the annotation of a GenBank genome assembly. NCBI's taxonomy places the organism in Eukaryota, Metazoa, Rotifera, Eurotatoria, Philodinida, Philodinidae.
AUGGGUAAUAAAAACUCGACGUCAAAAAAGAAUAAUAAUAUAAAAUGGUUAUCAAAUGAAAAAGUUCUAUUAGAUGAUAUUAAUAUAAUUGUUGUGGGUAUUAAUGAUGAUGAUAAAUCAAGUAAUGAUCUUCAAUUAUUAAAUGAACUUCGACAAAUAGUUAAUUCUGUUCAAACAUUUGAUGAUCCAAAUCUUUGUGAAAAUUUUCUUGAAAAUAAUGUCAACGAUAAUGAAAUCAUUUUUUUAAUAUUAUAUGAUAAAUUUGUUGAAAAAAUGGUUCCUCAUAUUCAUCAAUUAACAUCUAUCGAUUCAAUUUAUGUAUAUUGUAAACAUAUAAAACAAUAUGAUUUAUGGUCAAAUAAAUAUUUUAAAUUAAAAGGACAUUUUUUUACUGAAAUUUAUAAACUUUGUUAUCAACUUAAACAAGAUAUUCGACAUUGUCAAAAUGAUCUUAUUUCAAUAGAUAUAUUAAAUAAAACAUUAACUAUUGAUAAAUUAAAUAAUCUUGAACCAGAUUUUAUGUAUUCACGAUUAUUAAAAGAAAUUUUAAUUAAUAUUAAAUAUGAUGAAUAUAAUAAAAAAGAAUUUAUUCAAUAUUGUUAUUUACAUUUAAAUAUAUUAAAUAUAGAUCAAAUAAAUAUAAUUCAGGAGUUUGAAAAUGAUUAUGAAAAACAUUCACCUAUAUGGUGGUAUACACGACAAUCUUUUAUCUAUGAAAUUCUUAAUAAAGCUCUUCGGACUCAAAAUAUUGAUGUUUUAAUUAAAAUGGGAUUUUUUAUAAAAGAUCUUCAUCACCAAAUUCAACAUUUAUACAAUUUACAAGAACAUUGUUCAAUGAUUGUUUAUCGUGGUCAAGGAAUAAAAAAUGAUCAAUUUGAAAAUUUAUGUAAAUAUAAAGGUGGUUUAAUAUCAUUUAAUACAUUUCUUUCAACAAGUCUUGAUAAAAAUGUCUCACUUGAAUUUGCUCGUCAUGCUAUUAAAAAGCCAGGUCUACGUGGAAUUAUAUUUCGUAUGGAAAUUGAUCCAAAAAAAAUGAAUUUAUUAAAUCCAUAUGCAUCAUUAAAUAAUUUAAGUUAUUUUAAUAAUGAAGAAAAAGAAAUACUUUUUUCAACACAUACUGUUUUUCGUAUUGUUGAUAUUCAACAAAUAAAAGAUGAAAAUAAAAUUUGGCAAAUUUAUUUAAAAUUAACAAAAAAUCAAGAUGAUAUACAACUUGAACAAUUAACAAAACAUUUACGUGAAGAUAUUCAAUUAUUAUCAAAUCCUUGGGAAUGUUUAGCAAAAUUAAUGUUAACUAUUGGAGAAUUUGAUAAAGCAGAAAAAAUAUAUGAAAAUAUUUUAGAAAAUAUUUCUCCAAAUGAUUAUCAACAAUUAGCUUUUAUUUAUCAUCAACUUGGUUGUGUUCAUAAUGAAAAAAGAAAUCUUGAUAAAUCUCGUUACUUUUUUCAACAAUCAAUUGAUAUUAAAGCAAAUUAUUUACCUGAUAAAUAUAAUGAUCCACAAUUAGCUGAUACAUAUUCAAAUAUUGGUUCGAUUUAUCAUGCACAAGGAAACCUUAAUUAUGCUUUAUUUUAUUUUCAAUCAGCUCUUAAUACAAAAACAAAUGAUCAAAGAAUAUUAGCAUCUGUUUAUAAUAAUAUUGGAAUGGUUCUUACAAAACAAGAACAUUUUCAUGAUGCUCUUAUUUAUUUUAAAAAAAGUCUUAAAAUUGAUUUAAAUUUACUUCCUCAAACACAUCCCGAUCUUGCUAUAACAUAUUCAAAUAUUGGAAAAAUAUAUUUUAUUUUACAAGAUUAUUAUCAUGCAUUAUCUUAUUAUAAAAUGACUUAUGAUAUUCGUCGUUUAUCAUUACCUAGAAAUCAUCCAUCUAUUAUAAGAGCUAUUGAAAAUUAUCAAAAAACAGCUAUCUUAAUACCAAAUAAUACUUUACUAAAUAAUUUAUCAACACCUAUUUUAUCGAAAAAACAACAUUCUUAUUCGGUACUGUCAAAAUUUUCAAACAUAUUUAAGAAUAAAACUUUUAUGUAUGAUAAGAAAAAUUAUUGA